AUGAUCCUGGUCUAUGUUGAUGAUCUUCUAGUGCUAGUGCAAUGUGAACAACAAAGAAAAAAGAUUGAAGCGGAACUUGGAAGGGUGUUUACCCUGAAGAGCCUAGGUAUAAUUAAGACCUAUAUCGGGAUGCACAUAGAGCACACAAGAAAAGGGUAUAUACUGAUACAGAAUAGUAAAAUAACACAAAUGUUAAAGGAGUGUAACCUAGAGCAAUGCAAGACAGUCGAGACGCCUAUGGUGGCUAACUUCCUGGGUGAAGAAAGUUGUGACAGUGAGCCAUUUGAGGAUGUGGAAUUAUAUCAGUCUAUUAUUGGGAAAUUAUUGUAUCUAUCACAAUGGUCAAGGCCUGACAUCUUGACUGCAGUAAACAUACUAAGUAGGUUUUCCUCCAAACCCACAAAGAGACAUUGGGUUGGAGUGAAAAGAAUACUGAGAUACCUGAAAGGUACCAUAGAUAAAGGAAUGUACCUAGAACCUGAUGAAGAUCUUAAGCUAGACGCCUGUGUAGACAGCGAUUGGGCUGGUGAUAUACAUGAUAGAAAAUCCACAUCUGGAUACAUAGUAUUACUUGGUGGAUGCCUGGUUGGGUGGAAAACGCGGAAGUAA
Hemicordylus capensis (graceful crag lizard) is the source of this 609-nucleotide messenger RNA. RefSeq lists its product as uncharacterized. Bases 1 to 609 code for a protein of 202 amino acids. The record is from RefSeq and is a predicted model, not a curated record. Lineage: Eukaryota; Metazoa; Chordata; Lepidosauria; Squamata; Cordylidae. The transcript has a single exon.